AAGUGACCCUUGCGUCAACACCCCAGUGACCCAACCCAGUUACCACAAAAACUACGGAUACAAAGAGCCCCCAAAUCCCUUCGCGUUCCUCGCUUCCUCCUUUCGAUCAUCAGAUUCACGAGCCUCACUCCAAUAACCACACCUCUCUCAACCUAAUCCCACUUCGUCCACCAUGGCCAUCGGCGGUCUCAUCCUCAAGUUCGGCCAGACUGGCCUGCGCUUCCUCGAAUUUGGCUGCGCAGCCAUUGUCCUCGGCAUCUACAGUUACUUCCUCUCUGUCCUGGCCGACAAGAACAUGCACAUCCCAACAUGGGAGAAGGCUGUUGAGGGCAUGGCGGGCGCUGCCUGCUUGUACCUCAUCUUCUGCAUCCUCCUCACCCUCUUCAUCGGCGGCAUUCCCGUUUUCGCCGUCCUCGCCAUCAUCCUCGAUCUCUGCUUUGUUGGCUGCUUCGCCGGCAUUGCCUACUACACUCGCCACGGCGCCAACUCCUGCAGCGGCAUUGUCAACACUCCUCUCGGCACUGGCCUCAAGAGUGAGAACGCACCUGGCGCGGGAGAUUGGGGAUAUGUCUGCAGCUUGAACACCGCUUGCUUCGCCGUCUCCAUUGGCGCCAUCCUCCUCUUCCUCCUCACCGCCGUUGUUCAGUUCAUGCUCAUGCGCCACCACCAGAAGGAAAAGAAGUUCGGACCUGGCCCAUCCAACAACUACACUAGCGGAUCUGGAAAACGAUCAUUCUGGAAGCGCAACAAGCAAAACAAGGGUACUCGCGAUGCCGAGAUGGCCACUGCUGCUGGUGCUGGCGGUCUUGCUGCUGCAGAGCACCACCACCACGACCACCACGGUAUUCGACCAAGCCACGAAACUGGCAUGACUGGCUCGACUGUUAACAACAACGGCCAAGUACCUUAUGCAUCCGAGCCCAAGUACGGUCAACCAGGCUAUGGUGAGACCGGUUAUGGUCAAACCGGCUAUGGCAUGAACGAGACCCGUGGUGCUGCGCCUGUCAACCAUGCUGUUACUGGCACCAACUACUAGAUCACCUGAUCGCUUGAUCGAUUGAUCGAACAAUGCAUCCAACCCAGAAGGCAUCAAUGUCACCACCAUCUAAUAACUCUUACGGAGUUCGGGAAGGAAAGGAAGCCAAGUGUUCCGGAUGUUUAUGAGCAAGAUUGUAUCAACAGCACUAUCAACAUGCAGCACCUUGUGGUUUUGCAAGAGCAGAUACGACGUUUACGAUAGAUCCUAUCCCUACCCUGCUUAUUAGCACUUAAUAUCAAUUCAAAAAUUACAAAAUCA
Messenger RNA from Exophiala viscosa, 1297 nucleotides. RefSeq lists its product as uncharacterized. Bases 173 to 1036 code for a protein of 287 amino acids. The transcript has a single exon. Lineage: Eukaryota; Fungi; Ascomycota; Eurotiomycetes; Chaetothyriales; Herpotrichiellaceae. The record is from RefSeq and is a predicted model, not a curated record.